CAAACACUACUCGUCAGUUCGAGACCGGUGGUAUGGAGGUGAACGCUGCGCAUGACGAACCUGCGGAAAUGCUGUUCUGGGAUAUUAGGCUCGCAGGGGAGAUGACUUUAGGAAGAACGUACCCUAGCAGGUUACAUGAUAUCCAAGACUCUCCGACUGUCCCUGACCAGUCUCUUAAGUCACCCAACCGUACAACCGAUAGAGCUGCAGUAGAGAUGGACUUGGCGCGAGGACAGGACAUGACUACCUGGCCAAGUUCUUCCACAGGGGAUACAGGGCCUCUACCGAGAGAGCGCAAUCCCGACGGCCUGGUCGCAACCCCCUUUGUCCCUCAAUAUCUACCGGAUUCAGAAAACAAUACGAACAUUCCGUCACUGUUGGAAUUCAACUUCCUUUCUGGUCCCAUUUCCCAACCAAUAUCCUAUGUUCGGCCGGCGAUAGAAGCUUCAGAAUAUGCAUUUAAGCAAGCUAGUCUGCCCAGUUACGAGAACUGCUCUGGACCAGCCCCAGUUGACAUGGGAGGCACCGGUGUCGCCGAUUGCACGACCGCCAGCCCUUCAGAUUCCCACGGAGCCCUUUCGCCUUACUCACUUGACACAAGCCUGUUUGCAUCCGGCACUCCUCAGGAUUUCGAGGAAACCUCGGAUAGCUCCUUAGCAAGAGUAAUGGAUGGAUCUCCUGGUGUCAGCCUCAACAGAUUGAAAGCCACCAGGUCCAGUUCUAUCUAUGCGCGCAGCGGUCGACAUGCACUUGGCGACCACCGUAGCCUAACAAAUUCCGAGAAGUGGCAGGCCUAUCUUACUACUGUGACCGACCACUAUGGCGUCGACUGUGGUCGUCCUGAUAUGGAUUUAGGAAAGAACGAUGACCACUCGGCCAUCGAUGUCAGUGAUGCUUUGGACACGGUCCAGUCGCAGACUGGAAGCAAUGCAUCUAGUCCAGGCAUAAUUUCUACGAGGAUAGACCGUGAACUGUGUGAUCGCAAGUACAACUACUAUGGGUCACCCGUGCCUAUAAAUAUACCUCGAUACCUGUCGCCACUUCCGGCGUCUUUGCUGAACGUGCCUAUCAACUUGAUGUACUUUCAUCAUUUUCUCAACCACACUGCAAAAGUUCUGGUCCCUCAUGACUGUAGUGACAAUCCUUUCAGCUCUGUCUUGCCCGCUAUGGCGAUCAACGACUCGAACCUUCUCAACCUGAUGCUCGCCUACUCCGCAAGUCAUCGCGCCAGGUUUCUGGGCCAUCCCGAGCCAGCAAAUCGAAUUGCGCACUGGGUCAGCAAUGUCUUUCCAUCUUUGCGCGUAGCCUUAGAUGAGCAGGAGAAGAUUACUGACAGUCAUCUUGCAACUGCGAUCAUGCUGCUCUCACUGAAAAUCGUCUCUCCUAGCACCUUUGAGGUACCGAUACCAUGGCAAAGCCAUUUAAAACUAGCACGCGAUCUGUUUUUAGCUCGUCAGGCCCAAAUUGCGUACCCUGGGAACCGCGUCGGGGCUUUUCUGACCCGUUGGCUUGGCUACCUAGACAUCAUGGGUUCGCUUUCAUGCCGUCAUCACCAGCCGCCCCUGUUGGCGUACUAUUCUGUCUUAAAUACUUGCACGGCUAUUGAAGAUUGGGACGAGUUUGCAGUAGACUGUUUUACGGGAUUUACUCCUCGGACUGGUUUGUUUCUAAUGCAGCUUGGAGGUCUAGUGCAUCAUUGUGACAAUGAGCGAUUUGAUGAGACGGGGGCCUUCUUGCCUGAAUGGCAACCUUCACCAGAGAUAGUCCACGAAGCGGAAGCCUUGAUAUCUGACUGGGAGACUCUCGAUACACACGCUCACGCAUUCGAAAAACACUACCAAGACGCAGAAUCCUUCGAUAUGGUCGCGGUCGAUAGAGCAUUCCGAUAUGCGGGCUUGCUGCAUCUUCAUCGUCGGGUUCUAGGCAAUUCUUCCGGCUCUGAUGCGGUGUCAGAGGCUUUGGAUGGCCUAAUGCAAUCAGUGGCCGCGAUUCGGUCGGGCUCGGCUGUCGAAGCAGGCGUACUGUUUCCCAUCUUUACGGCGGGAUGUGAGACCCAGGACUCUGAGCGCAGAACUGAGAUCAAAGAACGCUUAGAGGUUUUAGAGGGAACUGGAAUGAAGCAGAUACACAAUGCCCGUACACUGAUGCAGAGGUGCUGGGAUACCAAGUUGCCUUGGAUCGCUUUCGCUCAGGGAGAGUUCCUUGGGUAGUUU
Aspergillus nidulans FGSC A4 is the source of this 2213-nucleotide messenger RNA. Its product is annotated as fungal specific transcription factor domain-containing protein. The transcript is spliced from 3 exons. Gene Ontology annotation, cellular component: nucleus. Lineage: Eukaryota; Fungi; Ascomycota; Eurotiomycetes; Eurotiales; Aspergillaceae. Bases 33 to 2210 code for a protein of 725 amino acids. The record is from RefSeq and is a predicted model, not a curated record.